Messenger RNA from Opisthocomus hoazin, 858 nucleotides. The record is from RefSeq and is a predicted model, not a curated record. Lineage: Eukaryota; Metazoa; Chordata; Aves; Opisthocomiformes; Opisthocomidae.
GUUUUUUAAAGGUCAUCAGUGAGAAGUGCAGAAAUGGCUAAAUUGACCCAGUUAAUUGACAAUGAAGUCUUCCGGGCUUAUGCUACUUAUGCAACUAUUGUCCUUCUAAAAAUGAUGCUAAUGAGUCUUGUAACAGCAUACUUCAGAAUCACAAGAAAGGCGUUUGCCAACCCAGAAGAUACAGCGUCAUUUGGUAAAGGUGAGAGUGCUAAAAAGUAUCUACGGUCCGAUCCAGAUGUUGAACGUGUACGCAGAGGCCACCUGAAUGACCUUGAAAAUAUUGUCCCGUUUCUUGGCAUCGGACUUCUGUAUGCUCUCAGUGGCCCUGAGCUGUCCACGGCCUUGCUGCAUUUCAGGAUCUUCGCCGGGGCUAGGGUCGCUCACACUUUAGCAUACCUGAUCCCUCUUCCCCAGCCCGGCAGAGGUUUGUCUUGGGCGGUUGGGUACGCAGUGACCAUCUCAAUGGCGUACAAAGUGCUGAAGGUGGCGUACCUGUAGCAGAGUCGUCGUUUCUGUGUACCAUUCGACAUUCCACGCAGACUUUCCCCGCAGUGUGUGUUGGUGCCUUGAAUGAGCCAGCAUGAGUUUUCCAUGGUGACUGGAAUUCGUGUUUUAGUACAGGCUUUUCAUUCCUGUUCAGAAGUAUUUCUUUUUGGAGGAAUAAAAUACCCUUCUCCCUGUUUUUCCUGUUCAUGGGCUGCAUUGCCAAGAUGUUAGAUUGAAUGUUCCCUUUGUGCUCUGUCAAGUGCUUACAAUUCUAAACAUGUGAUGAUGCUGUAUUGAUAGCAUGUGUGGUAAUUUUCUACAGAUGCACUAUUUUUGGCUGUAGCUCUGAAGUCUAAAUCAAUAAAGACAAGA